GCCCACGCAGUGCACCAUGCUGUACUCGCGCCAGGGGACCACGGAAACCAUAGCGGAGGUGGAGGCCGAGCAGGAUGACGAGGCGGUGGCCAAAGACGCCGAUCAGGGAGGGGAGGAGGCCGCGGACUUGGGGCCGGAGGAGGCCUCGGAGGCCUCGGAGGCCGGCCUCACCCCAGAUGCCGAGCUGCCGCACUACUCCACCGAGGAUGGGGACGUGGAGGCGCCUCCCUCCUACAGCAAGGCGGUCAGCUUCGAGCGCCUGUCCUUCGGCUCGCGGGACGACUCUGCAGGCCAGAGCCACAUGGCCGUGAGCCCUGACGAGAGCCGCUCAGACAGGCUCGAGUCCAGCAUCUUACCGCCCCUGACUCACGAGCUGACGGCCAGCGAGCUGCUGCUGAAUAAGAUGUUCCAUGAUGACGAGCUGGAAGAGUCCGAAAAAUUCUACGUUGGCCAACCCCGGUUCUUGCUGUUGUUCUAUGCCAUGUACAACACUCUGGUGGCCCGCUCAGAAAUGGUGUGUUAUUUUGUGAUCAUCCUCAACCACAUGGUCUCUGCCUCCAUGAUCACCCUUGUGCUUCCCAUUCUGAUCUUCCUCUGGGCCAUGCUGUCUGUGCCCAGGCCCAGUAGACGAUUCUGGAUGAUGGCCAUUGUCUACACAGAGGUGGCAAUUGUGGUCAAGUAUUUCUUCCAAUUUGGCUUCUUUCCCUGGAACAAGAACGUGGAACUGAACAAAGAUAAACCUUUCCACCCACCGAAUAUCAUAGGAGUGGAGAAGAAAGAAGGCUAUGUCCUUUAUGAUCUCAUUCAGCUCUUGGCUCUUUUCUUCCAUCGGUCCAUUUUGAAGUGCCACGGCUUAUGGGAUGAAGAUGACAUCACCGACAGUGGCACAGACAAGGAAGAGUCGGAUGAUGAGCUGUCCCUCAGUCGUGGCAGGAGAGCCUCCUCUGAUUCUCUGAAAUCCAUCAACCUGGCCGCGUCAGCGGAGUCGGUGCACGUGUCCUUCCCGGAGCAGCCCACGGCCAUCCGGAGGAAGCGAUCGGGCAGUAGCUCCCAGAUAUCGCCCAGAUCCAGCUUUUCUUCCAAUAGGUCCAAAAGAGGCAGCACAAGCACCCGAAACAGCAGUCAAAAAGGAAGCAGUGUUUUGAGCAUCAAGCAGAAAAGUAAAAGGGAACUUUAUAUGGAAAAGCUUCAAGAACAUUUAAUCAAAGCAAAAGCAUUUACCAUAAAGAAGACUUUGCAAAUAUAUGUGCCCAUCAGACAGUUCUUCUACAACCUCAUCCAUCCAGACUACAGUGCUGUGACCGAUGUGUAUGUGCUCAUGUUCCUGGCUGACACUGUUGACUUUGUCAUCAUCGUCUUUGGCUUCUGGGCCUUUGGGAAACACUCAGCAGCAGCAGACAUCACCUCUUCGCUGUCAGAGGACCAGGUCCCUGGGCCUUUUUUGGUGAUGGUCCUAAUUCAGUUUGGAACCAUGGUCGUGGACCGAGCACUAUACCUCAGGAAGACCGUCCUGGGAAAGGUCAUUUUCCAGGUCAUUCUUGUGUUUGGAAUUCACUUCUGGAUGUUCUUCAUCUUGCCUGGUGUGACUGAGAGGAAAUUCAGCCAGAACCUGGUUGCUCAGCUUUGGUACUUUGUGAAAUGUGUUUACUUUGGGUUGUCUGCCUACCAAAUCCGUUGUGGCUACCCAACGCGAGUCCUUGGAAACUUCCUCACCAAGAGCUACAAUUAUGUCAACCUCUUCUUGUUUCAAGGGUUCCGCCUCGUUCCCUUUCUGACUGAGCUGAGGGCUGUGAUGGACUGGGUGUGGACAGACACGACCUUGAGCCUCUCCAGCUGGAUCUGUGUGGAGGACAUCUACGCUCACAUAUUCAUCCUGAAGUGUUGGCGGGAGUCUGAAAAAAGAUACCCGCAGCCCCGGGGGCAGAAGAAGAAGAAAGUGGUGAAGUAUGGCAUGGGAGGCAUGAUCAUCGUUCUGCUCAUCUGCAUCGUCUGGUUUCCCCUUCUCUUCAUGUCCUUGAUCAAAUCUGUGGCGGGGGUCAUCAACCAGCCCCUGGACGUCUCGGUCACAAUCACCCUGGGAGGGUACCAGCCUAUUUUCACAAUGAGUGCACAGCAAAGCCAGUUGAAAGUUAUGGAUCAGCCCAAGUUUAAUAAAUUUAUGAAAGCUUUUUCUAGGGACACUGGUGCUAUGCAAUUUCUGGAAAAUUAUGAAAAAGAAGACAUAACUGUAGCAGAACUGGAAGGAAACUCAAAUUCUUUGUGGACCAUCAGCCCUCCCAGUAAGCAGAAAAUGAUAAGCGAACUCAUGGACCCCAAUAGUAGCUUCUCUGUUGUUUUUUCAUGGAGUAUUCAGAGAAACAUGAGUUUGGGUGCAAAGGCAGAAAUUGCAACCGAUAAGCUUUCUUUUCCUCUUAAAAAUACCACACGAGAACAUAUAGCUAAAAUGAUAGCCGGCAACAACACGGAAAGUUCAAGAACACCGGUGACUAUAGAAAAGAUCUACCCAUAUUACGUGAAAGCACCUAGUGAUUCGAAUUCGAAACCUAUAAAGCAACUUUUGUCUGAAAAUAACUUCAUGAAUAUCACCAUCAUUUUGUCCAGAGACAAUACAACUAAAUCUAACAGUGAGUGGUGGGUUCUCAACCUGACUGGAAACAGAAUAUACAAUCAGCACGCUCAGGCCUUGGAACUGGUGGUCUUCAAUGACAAAGUCAGCCCGCCCAGUCUGGGGUUCCUGGCUGGCUAUGGUAUCAUGGGAUUGUAUGCUUCGGUUGUCCUUGUGAUUGGGAAAGUUUGUCCGUGA
This is a messenger RNA of Lynx canadensis (Canada lynx), 2803 nucleotides long. RefSeq names its product piezo type mechanosensitive ion channel component 2 (gene PIEZO2). The transcript is spliced from 16 exons. The record is from RefSeq and is a predicted model, not a curated record. NCBI's taxonomy places the organism in Eukaryota, Metazoa, Chordata, Mammalia, Carnivora, Felidae. Gene Ontology annotation, biological process: regulation of membrane potential; cellular response to mechanical stimulus; detection of mechanical stimulus. Gene Ontology annotation, molecular function: monoatomic cation channel activity; mechanosensitive monoatomic ion channel activity. Bases 17 to 2803 code for a protein of 928 amino acids. Gene Ontology annotation, cellular component: plasma membrane.